This is a messenger RNA of Glossina fuscipes, 1160 nucleotides long. RefSeq lists its product as uncharacterized. NCBI's taxonomy places the organism in Eukaryota, Metazoa, Arthropoda, Insecta, Diptera, Glossinidae. The transcript has 2 exons. The record is from RefSeq and is a predicted model, not a curated record. Bases 69 to 1160 code for a protein of 363 amino acids.
CAAAUUAGAAUUUAACUACAUAUAAAAAGAAAAUUAAAACUUGACUAAUUUCGCUUUAAUAGUAAGCUAUGGAUUUAAGUGCCUAUUCUUUGCCGAAAAUAGUUAAGGAAAAACGUGAGCGACAACCGAAUUGGACAGAACCUGAGAAGCAAUUGCUGCUUUCGCUUACGCGCAUGCAUCAAAGUAUAUUGGAAAAUAAAAGUAGCGAUACGAUGACUAUUAAACGUAAAUCUGAAGCCUGGGAUGAAAUUGCGCAAAAUAUGAAAGCAGUUGGUUACAAUCGCUCAAAGGAACGCCUUAAACAACAAUUAGGCCGCAUCCGGGCGGCAGAAGCUAAAAAAGUUAAAGAAGCCGUGGAAAAAGGACUAGCACCUGGCUCUAAUAUACCAGCUAUUACAAACGAAAAUUUGCCUGUGGAUAAUAGAGUAGAUACAAGUGUGCGCUCUUGCGCCGAAAAUCGCUUGGAAACAAUUUUCGACAAAUCGGCCGUUCUGCCAACACCGCUGCAAGAUGAAUUGCACAUUAAAGCUGAAAAGUCACCAUCUCUUGACGAAUACGAUGGCGAAUGUCUAAUGCAAGAACAUCCCACUCCGAUCUCAACAUCUGUAAGCAAUAAGGUGUCGGUUACUAGCGUUAGCAAAUCUUACGAGUCCAGCGUUAUGCAAGUUAUGCUGCACAACCUUGAUUCUUUAUCAGAAAUGAUGGAAGCGGGUGAUAUGAACAAUUCUUCCAAUAACAGUUCAUUACCUAGCGUGGCUAAUGCUACUCUUGAUUCUAACGUUAGGAACGCAUUCGCUGCUACCGCUGCCACAAUCGAUACUGCAACAACAACAACUGAGAAAACUGUACAUUUGCAGCAAAAUCAACAUGAAGUGCGCUUACAUGAAACCAACGUGCGCCCCGCAACGAUGGGCCGUCAGCGACGUCCUUGUCGACUUCACUUUUAUCGAAUUGCUGUUGAGCGGGAACGUUUGCGCACUUUGAAAUUGCAACAAAGGCGCGAUAUACUUGUCGAGCGGGAACGUUUGCGCAACUUGAAAUUGCAGCAAAAACGCGAUCGCGUUCUUUAUCUUAAAGAUGUACAAAUACAAAAUCUUAAAUUGCAAAUCUUACGUAACCUUACUACUCAGAAUCGUGAUAAUAAUCGUAUCAAUUUUUAA